Molecule: messenger RNA, 516 nt
Organism: Schistocerca piceifrons (Central American locust)
Lineage: Eukaryota; Metazoa; Arthropoda; Insecta; Orthoptera; Acrididae
Exons: 1
Coding region: 1-516 (171 amino acids)
Source: RefSeq, a predicted model, not a curated record
AUGGAGAAAGCAGGUUUUCGGAACAGUGCUGCAGAUCCUUGUUUGUCUUAUCGCAAAUGCAAUGAAAAAAGACUUCAUGUAGCUAUUUACGUUGAUCACGACCUAAUUGUUGGCAGUAACGAAGAAGAAAUAACUGCAUUUCUGAACACUUUACAAUGUGAAUUUGAUAUAACAUUCGGGACUCUUGACAGUUUUCUUGAUAUAAAAAUAAAACAAAAUGAAAAUGGAGCAAUUAUGAUAAGUCAAGAAAAGUACACGAAAGAAAUACUGGAAAGAUUUCGAAUGGCAGAAUCUAACAUGAAUUCAACUCCCAUUGGAUAUGAAGAAAAUGAUCAGAAUGAAACAGAAGCAAUUUCGUCCUCCGUUCCCUACAGCGAGGCAAUUGGAUGUCUUAUGUAUCUCUCAAUAGCAACUCGUCCAGACAUACGUUUUGCAGUCAGUAAAGCUUCUCGAGCUAUGAGAAAACCAACUGCUUCAGACUGGAACCGAGUUCAACGCAUAUUUCGGUACCUGUAA